Molecule: messenger RNA, 2492 nt
Organism: Cryphonectria parasitica EP155
Lineage: Eukaryota; Fungi; Ascomycota; Sordariomycetes; Diaporthales; Cryphonectriaceae
Exons: 3
Coding region: 1-2055 (684 amino acids)
Cellular component (GO): nucleus
Molecular function (GO): protein binding; histone H4K20 methyltransferase activity
Source: RefSeq, a predicted model, not a curated record
AUGUCUCGCUCGAGCGCAGGCUGCGGUGCAAAGAAGCCGGCGCUGACUCUGGCGCAAUUGUCUUCAUAUGAUGACAUGUUGACAGAUGCGCUCGUUGAUCGGGCAUACUACUGGACCACAAUUCCCAAGAAUCGACCCUCGUACCAUCCCUCGCGCGGCGUCAAGGAGGAGGAAAUUACCAAGAUCAUACAGACGCAUUUAAUUGUCAACCCCGAUAUUGAUAUCGCCGAGCAAAAACUACUUGCGACUGACGGCCUGAGGCGAUUCUACAAUGCGCUCAAAACGCCCAAGGAGAAGGUCGACUUCAAGCAGCACAUGCGCCGCUACACCCAGAUCUAUCUCUCCGACUGCCCCUUCGAAGUCAGCAGUACCAACAGGUACACCAUAACCACGCAUGAGGCCAGCAUUGUGGCACGCCGCUUCAUCAAGCGCAACGAGAGCAUCAAGUACCUGUCCGGCAUCCAGGUCCUUAUCACCCCCGAAGAGGAGGCGGCCCUGUCCGUGCGAAAGAAGGACUUCAGCAUCGUCGUGAGCAGCAGGAGUAGGAUGGCCAGCUUGUUCAUGGGUCCAGCUCGCUUCGCCAACCACGACUGUGGCGCCAAUGCCAAGCUUGUUAUUACUGGUCAGGCUGGUAUCGACAUCGUCGCGGUUCGGAGCAUCGGUGUGGGAGAGGAGAUCACCGUCACGUAUGGCGAAAACUACUUCGGCGAGGACAACUGUGAGUGCCUGUGUCAAACCUGCGAGGACACACUGGCCAACGGCUGGAGACAGCCGGGCGGAGUUGCGCCUGUCAAGAAAAGCAUUGAGCUGGACGGCACAGCAGCGCAAGGGUACAAUACACGAGGCAGACGGAGGUACGGCAGGGGAGAGUCCAGGUCUAGAACACCCUCGAUAACCCCGGACCUACGGCCGAAAGUCUUCAAGACGAGAGCCAAACAGCUCCGGGAUGGAGAUCGCGCGUCGACCGCCGAGUCUAGCCUCCCUGGCUUUACCGGCGGCGGCGGCAGUAGCAGUAGCAGCAGCUCGAAGCGCAUCCGGGAUUCUGACAGUCUUGCGACGCCGCCGGUUACGCCUGCAAAGAAGCAAAAAACAACUCAUUAUGAGAUACGGCCGGUAUCUCUGCGCAUGGAGCGGAGUGUCAGUUCAGAGGAUGAGUCGCGUGGCAUUGCUUCGAGAUCCGAAUCAUCGGCCGGUGAAGCUGUGCUCACGGAUGUUACUACCCCGGAGGACACAACCGACCCUGCAGAAUCGAUAACAGCAAAUCCCACGCCACUCUCUCAAGCAAUCGAGAACUUGAAACAGGAGCAAGACGCAGAGGAAGCCACAGGUGCGGGCUUGAAGCGGGUGGCCCUCUUCUCUGACUCGAUGGAACUUCCGUCUUCCUCUUCUCCAGAUCCUCUCUCCACUGGUCUCGUGGAUUUCCAAACUACACCAGCGAGUCCCGAAAGACGCACCCGUGGACGCCUGAGAAGGCGCUCCUUGGAAGGCUCGCCUCCACGCCAAGACAUGUCCCUGCCACUGACCGAGGUCAAUCGCCUCCCCACGCCUCCCGCUGGGCCUCCUGGCCACAGAGUACCUGGUGAUUACGAGUUGACACCGCGGCUUCUCUCCGAGCCCGACAUGGCCUGGGUACGAUGCAUGAAUUGUUCAGUCGCAUUUGUCCAACCAAAUGCUUACUACACACGAUCGUCUUGUCCCCGAUGCGAGCGCCAUUCUAAACUGUACGGAUACGUCUGGCCCAAGACACAGCGCGAAGGACCUUGGGACAAGGAAGAACGGAUAUUGGACCACCGUACCAUUCACCGCUUCCUCGCGCUGGAUGAUGAACUGCAAGCUCGUGGACGUGCAGCCAUCAAACGACCCGAGACAAAGACUCCCAAGGAGGACACUCCAGUUUCCACAUCGCAGGGCAUCAGGAGGGGGUCACUGAGGAGUAGAAACAAGUCCUCCGCUCGGGACAGGGACAGGGACAACGAUAGUCCUUCCGCGGAAUCAGAUGUCCGGCGCAGCGGGAGAUCGCGCAAAGCGAGGGCCAGUUAUGUUCGAGGUGUUUAGACUGCACCCUCGAGCUAUAGGAUGACUGGGUGAUUUGAGCGCCCCUACUUGGGCAUCUCUAACAUUGCUCCACUGGUAUCCGAACUGGUGCGAUGCGAGGCCUCGAAAGGAUAGUGCAUCCUUUCUAUUCCAUAAUGGACACAAGCUUGGCCAAGUCGAGAGACUCCAAACGUUUUGCAAGGCUUAUGCAAGGAGAUUCACAACCAGCGUGAUAUCUCUCCCGGGAAAUGCACUAAAGCAACCGGAACAAGCGUAUGUAACUAAUACUACAACUUCGGGCCCGACCUCAAAACCUCUUGAGCAAAGCGUGCUAUUGGCGAUAUGACGAGCGGGUUCAAAUUUUGGGCAAAUAUGCUCACCCCCUCGGAGAAAGCCUGGAAGCAUCAGAAGACUCAGAAGUUUUUUGGUAACGCUGCAAUACAAAAAUAUCUAAUAUG